AUGGCCGCCCCUAUGCCUCGCGGAUGUCGCUCCGUCGCCGAAUACAGUUUCCGCGAGGAACAAACUGAUGCCAUUGUUCGAGCCGCCGCCUACCAUCGCAAAGACUUCUGUCGCUCCGUGAUAUGGUUCUCGCCUCGCGAACACGCCGGCAUUCGUAUGCCGAUAGCAACACCCUUCCCGCAGACUUCUAGUACAGGACUCGGCUCUCUCGAUCGACUACCCCUUGAGCUCUUAUACGACGUAUUAUUACGUCUGGAUAUGUAUUCAAUAUUCAACUUUCGACAAACAAAUCUCAAAUCGAGAGAGACGGUAGACUCUCUUAAGGAAUACCAGGCGGUGGUUUCGCAUGGACUAAGCCUUCUCUGCGCCUUGUCACGGACACGACUUGCCGUCAGCGUUUCUCUAUCCGACUUUUACCGCGAAUUUUGUACCAAGGCUUGUACUCUUUGCGGUGAAUUUGGCGGAUUUAUAUCGCUCCUCCCCUGGACUCGGUGCUGUUUUAAAUGCCUCCAAGCGGCCCCGGAAACCCAACUGCAACCUCUUGCCGCUGUCCGGAAGCAAUUCCACUUGACCAAGGCCCAACUAGACCAACUCGCGUCAUUCAAGACUUUGCCUGGGACAUAUUCGACGAAGGAAACCGGAUACAGAUCUCGAACUAAGGUCGUUUCUGUGCAUCAGGCCAAAUUGGUUUCCGGAAAUCAACCGCACCCUCUCACGCAGACACUGGUCGAGUCGAAUACCGAAUAUCGUGUUCGGGGUGUCAAAUCGCUCUCGAAAAAGACAUCAUCGGCUCGAGGGGCGAGAAAUGGGCAUUUGAGGCUCGCGACAAGGUAUAUGCGCAAGAUGGCUUUUUGGAGCAUUUCCGAUAGUGCAAACAGGCACAGCUCCUGUGGAGAUCGAGUGGCGAAGGUAAAAACCUGCCAACUGAGCUACCAGAGGCUGCUCUGA
Lasiosphaeria miniovina is the source of this 948-nucleotide messenger RNA. RefSeq names its product F-box domain protein. Gene Ontology annotation, molecular function: protein binding. NCBI's taxonomy places the organism in Eukaryota, Fungi, Ascomycota, Sordariomycetes, Sordariales, Lasiosphaeriaceae. Bases 1 to 948 code for a protein of 315 amino acids. The transcript is spliced from 2 exons. The record is from RefSeq and is a predicted model, not a curated record.